GGUCAUGCAGCUUCGAAUCCUCGUGUGCGGCGUGGCAGAGCAGCGCUGGAAAUCGGUCUUUCCGGAGAACCAGUAGCUGAUACUAGAGACUACGUUGACAGGGACGAGGACACCAGUGGGGAAGGCUUUGACGACGAUGAUAAGAGAAGAAGGCAUCGCGUAAAGACGGUGAUGACGCUCACACAAGCGGAGCGUUACGACUCGGACGAUGAAGAUACAUCAGCAGAACCUCAGCGAGGGCAGCAUCAUGCUCACCUACUGAGACGUGGGAGGGGACCGGAACAUUUUGGCUAUCACUCAAUUCCUGGCGGCCUCUUUUCAAUGCGAGCAGCAGAAAUGGCAGCACUUUCGUCUGUCCCUAAAAGAGCGCCGCAGGAAUCCAGUCCCCAAGCGGCGGAAAGCGGAACUGCUAUGGGCGGCGCAGUCAUCGGUGUGAUUUUCUUUUUCUUCAUCACGAUCCUGUUUAACUCCGCGGCGUGCAUUCUAGCACACUUUGCAAAUACCGAAAUUAUCACAAUGGAAUCCCAAGGCCGAGAUGUGGUUCAUGUGAAAAGUACAAUCCAACUAUGACUAUCCAUGUCUUCACAUAUUAAAGUAAGUACAAUCAAUCCAAGUAUGCGCGCGACUCCACCUCAUCCUGAUAUAGAUUAGAUUCUAAAUUAUCCCUCUUAUUCGAUGGAUAUUGAUUACAACCUAUUAUUUUCAAAGAUACCAAAAUAGACUUCGCUAGUUCUCUACAGUAAAAUUGUAGUCUGCUGCUCUAACGUUGAUUCAGAAGGAGCCGCAAGACACGCGUCCUCCGGUGCUUCUGAGUCAAGAGCGCAAAUACUAUCGCAUCGGGGUGAUGAAGUACCGCGGCGCUUCAGAUGAAGACGAUGCAAUUUAGGCGGUCAAUUUUUAUGUACUCGUGAACAUGCUAUAAUCAUGCGAAUAAAUAAUUAGUUCGGAACUUCCUAAGUAUCCAGUUUUAGGAACGCAAACCGGAUACCUAAAUGAUGUUGGACACUCGUGUAAUUUUCAUCCACGUACAUCAUCAAGUAGAAUUAAGAAGGUUCUGUUGUGUGUAAAGCUUCUUCUGGAUCAAAGAAUAUUUGAUUUCGUCAUUUAAAGGCGGUUCUAUUGCGAGGUCCCGUCGUUUAGAAGCCAUAUUGAUCUUUCUAAACAACGGCCCUCUGGAAUUCAGGAGAGCCUGUGGAGAAAGACUUCUGGGACGAGCACGUCGUAGAGGAGGAUGCGAGCUUGAGCCGCAUAGGAGAUGAUGAGGUGGAUCCGUCUGACAGAGAUGAGUUCGACGACGACCAUGAAUCUGUGACGUCGAGUUAAGGGUCAUGGUAUUCAAUCGAUUUCCACAGACUUCUCCUUCACCUUCAGGCCAGUUCUUAGGGGAAUUAGAACAAGGUGAAAGUCGAACCUUUAUGAAACUGCGCAGAAGUUUUUCCCUGGGAACAGAUUGUUGGAACGUGCUAAUCGAGUCGGCAACACACUGCUGCAAGCGAAAUUGAGAGCCCCGCUAGCUUAACCGAUAUUGGCCUGUUGUGUGAGGAGGACACCGCCACCAGCGUCUCUUCGAACGAGGUCUCUGCUUCACUGAUGUUGUUACGGUAUUUGAUGCAGUAACGCUUUACUAGUACAUAUGUUACCACGGAGUCGUACGUACGAGGAUUGUUGUCGUUCUCCUCCAACUUCUAACGUUGACAGAGACAAAAAAACUGCGAGCCGCAGCGGAUUCCUGGAUGGCCAAGAAAAGUCGUUUGAGCGGACCUUUUAGGGGACAGCUGCUGAUUCCUGUGGAAAAUUUUCCAGAAGCUUUUGAAACUGCUUCCUUUAUGGUGCAAGUAGCGCAGGCUGGGUACGUAGUGGUCCUACCCGGUGGACUCUUCGUUACGCUUACGUUUUUCCUAUCGCUCUGGAGCGCCUCCGCAGUCGGCUUUUCUCCGGAGCGCCUCUCAGAAUCGUUUCAUAAAGACGACGCAACCACAAUUGAACAUACUAUUAUGAACUCGACAUCUUAUAAGCUGGUGCUAAUGAAGAUCUGACUCCAACUUAAGACCUAGGCUGAGUGUCUGAGUAGACUUGGGUCCACUAGUAAUUUGAACUGUGAUAGAUACCUUUGUUCGCGAGCUUUACUUAUUCUAAUCCUGAGCGAAAGUCCUCGAGGCAGAAUUUUAACGUGAACUUUGGUAUCUAAUAUGGUCAGAAAUCUAAUUUGAGCAUGGCUGCAGCAGUGAUAACGCACCUGGGACCUUUGUCGCUCAUUGUCGUUGACAGUUACCUGUCGGAGCAGCCGUUUUUCAUCAAGCACUGGCUGUACUAUGUGCUUUUCUUUCUGAAAUUUUCGUCGUUUAUCCUCUGUUGUCUCGCUUUUGACAUUCGCGCGCCAUGCGAUUGCUGCGGCGUAGGAGGUUGCCGCGCGGGCGCUCCAUUGCCGCCAGGGUGCCGCUUUAUGACCGAAGCGGAACGGCGGGAGCAUGAUGGGAAUUUGCUUUACGGAGGAGUUGGAGGCAAAAACCGCCGUUCAUUUCCGCACAUGUGCUCCUACUUCACAGGGUUCAACGAAUGGACAACACCUGGAAUUAUUCUCAUGGUAUGGCGGUAGAAGACAACCCCUGGAAUCAUUUCCGUCAUGGUACUUAAUCUCGUCAAGGGACAGCAACAGAGGCAGAGCUGGACGAAAACCUUGGCGACGUGAAAGGUUAGUUGCUUGGUUUCAAACAGUGCUUUUGUUCAUCGCUAAGCACUUGCCCAGUCUUUGGAUAGGCGGAAGACUCCGUUCUCAGUGACCGUUCAAUUAGGUAGCAUGAAAAUUAAUCUUAAUCUUUUUUCUAAAGUCGUACGCUUUUUCGCUGGCGUUUGUUUUGGCGCCAUUGGUGCUAUUUUGCAGCUGGUAUUUCGUUUUUUGGCGACAGAAGAAGUACUGGACCCGCAUUGCAAGAUGUUGGGAAUUACGACGGUUAGCGAUUUUCAGCAAUAAUAAGUUAGACGCAGUGCCGCAGCAGGCAAAUACUGAGGGCGAACAGCAGCCGACGAGAACAUUGGCUCUACAACCUACGGCUCGACAGCCUGUGGCUUCACAAUCUACAGCCACUGCUACAACUAAUGUGGUAGAAGCACAGGUGACAGUGGCAGAGACUUCGAUCAAGGAGGAGGAUCGCGAAGCACCGGUAUUCGAUCCCGAUCACAGCCAGUUUCCAGAGCUAACUGCUAGUCGUGAUGGAGCACAAAACUAUAGAGUUCCAAAUGGUAGUGCAGCAGCAUCAGCAGGUGAUGCAAGCACGAGAGGAGCCACGGGAACUGGGGUCCAGGGUGCUCGUACUAGGACGUCAGGAGCUGUGGUUGACAGAGCAGCACAUAAACGAACCUAUCGUCAUGUUAUAGAGCAAGACCGAAUCCAACCUCCACCAGAGCAUGUGGAAGAGGGGCUACAGAAGGGCGCCUUUGGUACGUUCCUAGCCUCGUUUCGGUGUUCUUUCCAGAUAAGGCUAAGUAGUUCGUCCGAUAUUCUUGUGAAGUAUUUUGAGCGUCAUUUCUGUUUAAGCCAUUCGUCAUUCACCCAUUAUCUUAAGUGUGCCGCGACGUGAAUGCCAAGUUCUGCAAAUAAGAUUCAUCAGAUAGUGAAUGACUACUGCUAAUCAAUGUUGGCCUCACGAACAAGGAAUGGCUCGAUGCCUAUGUCAGCAGCCGUCUGUUUCCUGCUGAAGGGCAAUUUCUCCGAGCACGCAUGCUCCUCUUUUUCGCCUACAACUUCAUCGUGCUCUAUUUUAUGCUGGAGGUUGCUCAGUCCCAGGCGGCUGCUACAGUUUAUUUUUUUACCAUGAAGAUGUACAGGCUUUUCGGAUGGAGCGCUAUUCAUUCGUGCCUUUUUUACCAAGUGGGUAGUCUCUGCAAGACCUAGAAACUUGUUUUUUACUAUUGUGUCUCCCUCUAAAUCUGCUAUCGUUUUUGUCGCGUCGGAGCGGAUUCGCGACCACGGCUGGUUUGUCUACCUUACGCAUUGGAUGUUCUUCAUUUCUUCCUUCUACCUGCUAGCCGCCUUGUGGUGUACUUAUGACGCGCAGCAAUUUGUACAGGAACGCGGUAUUGUGUGGUGCCGAUAAGAAGACGCUCUCGUCCAUUGGAGCGCGGCGGUAGAACGUGGUGCCAAUGAAGAGAAGGUGGACUGUGAAGAUGUACAGGCUUUUCGGAUGGAGAGGGGGCCUCGGGCGUAUAGGAUACACAACGCAGUGAGUUCACGAGGUGUGACAAUUAAUGAUUAUUCGUCGAAUCAGGCCUACAUACUUGUCAACGGUAGCUAAAUACAUCAGGGUCACGUCCCUCCUGCAACAGGGGGGCCUCGUGGAUCGUCAACGUUUACCUUCAGAGAAUUUACAUACACACACAUCAUCAUUUUCACGCGUUGCACAGACUCCAGCAUUAGCAGCAAAUGAACAGAAAGAAAAACUUUUUCAAUUUCUGUAAAGGCAAUGAAAUGUAGGAG
Molecule: messenger RNA, 4474 nt
Organism: Amoebophrya sp. A25
Lineage: Eukaryota; Dinophyceae; Syndiniales; Amoebophryaceae
Source: the annotation of a GenBank genome assembly